AGAAGAAACAUCAUCACUGGUUGUACCAAAACUGCAAACAUAGACGAUCUUCGUCAGGGAACGUGUGUGCGUGGCUGCGGAAGACGUGACGUAGCAAACCGCUAGCUUCGUCUUCACCGCUGCGUCUGUUAGUAUCAACAGUUUAGUUUAAAUCUGUGUGUUUGACUCGUCGGGAGCUUCGUGAGAGAAGAUUCCUCCUCCUGCUGCCGCCACAAUGAUUUCACUCACGGACUCACAAAAAAUCGGCAUGGGGCUGACAGGCUUCGGCGUCUUCUUCCUCUUCUUCGGGAUGAUGCUGUUUUUUGAUAAAGCUCUCCUCGCCAUUGGAAACAUUCUGUUCGUCUCGGGUUUGUCCUUCGUCAUCGGCUUGGAGCGGACGUUCAGAUUCUUCUUCCAGAGACAUAAAGCAAAAGCCACCAGCUUCUUCCUGGGAGGAGUGUUUGUGGUUCUGAUUGGCUGGCCGAUCAUAGGAGUUGUUCUGGAGAUCUACGGUUUCUUCCUCUUAUUCAGAGGAUUCUUCCCGGUGGCUGUAGGCUUCAUCAGACGAGUACCUGUGCUCGGGUCUUUACUCAGCUUACCGGGGAUCAGUACCCUGGUGGAUAAAAUUGGCGAGAGCAACAACAUGGUAUAACAGCCGGCUGUUUUUGUAUGAGAGGAGGAUUUCAGUAUUUAUCAAAGCUUCUUAAUACUGACUGUAUCUUUUGGUCAUUGCCACUCCAGAACUGUGAAUACAAACUUUUUUUUUUUUUUCUGCACAUAAGACACAAUCUGUGGACAUCAGUUUUGUGUCUGACUUCCACUGGACAACGUCACCACAGAACUUUUUAUUUUAAAGGCUUGAGUCUCCCUUUUCGUAUCAUUCCCGUCUGAUAUUUAUGGACUAAUAAUAACUUGGGACCACUGGAUCAACUCAGCCAAGCAGCAGGAGCCCUUUAUACAGCAUCCAGUCCUCCAGAUUGUGUGCCUGAACAGUCACUGAGAGCUUUUUUUUUUUUUUGGGUUCCUCUAUGAAGUGUUACUGGGGUUUUGUACAUGGAAAAUAAAUAAGGUUGAGCUAAAUGUUACGUGGGCAAAGAAACCUGAACUGUUGUGGGAAAACGAGGCUUACUGAGCUCGUGAUGGAAAUACGUUACUGUAACUUUUGUAAGUACAUACUUGAAAUAAAGUGUGUCUUUUAUAAA
This is a messenger RNA of Thunnus maccoyii (southern bluefin tuna), 1181 nucleotides long. RefSeq names its product vesicle transport protein GOT1B. Gene Ontology annotation, cellular component: membrane; endoplasmic reticulum. Gene Ontology annotation, biological process: endoplasmic reticulum to Golgi vesicle-mediated transport; retrograde transport, endosome to Golgi. The coding region runs from base 215 to 631 and encodes 138 amino acids. The transcript has 5 exons. The record is from RefSeq and is a predicted model, not a curated record. Lineage: Eukaryota; Metazoa; Chordata; Actinopteri; Scombriformes; Scombridae.